Arabidopsis lyrata subsp. lyrata is the source of this 1965-nucleotide messenger RNA. RefSeq names its product glycosyltransferase-like At3g57200. The transcript is spliced from 11 exons. The coding region runs from base 17 to 1648 and encodes 543 amino acids. The record is from RefSeq and is a predicted model, not a curated record. Gene Ontology annotation, biological process: response to abscisic acid; cellulose biosynthetic process. Lineage: Eukaryota; Viridiplantae; Streptophyta; Magnoliopsida; Brassicales; Brassicaceae.
AGAAAAUAAGAAGAAAAUGCCAACAGACAAACGGCUCCGUCACCAAAUUGACGAGACUCUCUCCUUUCAAACUCUUCUUUUCAGUUUCAACUUCUUCGUCUCCCUCCCACACCACACCAACUCUAUAUAUCUUCUUCUUCUUCUUCUAUGCCUCUGGCGUUUUUCUCUCAUGGCGGGUCUAUACUCCUCGAAGCCCACUGUGUCGUCUUCUCCUUCUUCUUCUUCUUCAACAUCAUCAUCAUCUUACUCGCGUCUUUUCUUGCUCGUGACGCUUCUUCCUCUCUCUCUCGCCUGUCUCGCCUUCGUUCUCCAAUGGCGUGGCGGACUCGACGACCCGGUUACGCGUUGGUCAAUAGAUCAUCACGAGUUUCCCGGAAUGGUUACAACCCAAGAGAAACGGUCCUUGCGUCGUUCAGUUUCUGAUUCGGGUUGCGUUGAUCUUCUAGGUCAGAGUCGUGCCCCUUCGUUUCCUUAUUUCCGGAAUUGGAAAUUUGAUUACGACUCGGAUCUGAAACCUAGGAUAUGCAUUACAACAAGCACUUCUGCUGGCUUAGAGCAAACACUGCCAUGGAUUUACUUUCACAAAGUUAUUGGAGUUUCAACAUUUUAUCUAUUUGUUGAGGGGAAGGCUGCAUCUCCAAAUGUGUCUCGAGUUUUGGAGACCAUCCCUGGUGUAAAAGUUAUACACAGGACAAAAGAGUUGGAAGAAAAACAGGCUAAAAGCCGGAUUUGGAAUGAGACUUGGCUGUCGAGCUUCUUCUACAAACCGUGUAACUAUGAAUUAUUCGUGAAACAGUCCUUGAACAUGGAAAUGGCAAUCACCAUGGCUCAGGAUGCUGGUAUGGAAUGGAUAAUUCAUCUUGACACCGAUGAGCUUAUACAUCCUUCUGGAACCCAUGAAUAUUCUUUACGGAAGUUGCUGGGAAAUAUUUCUGCAGACGUGGAUAUAGUUAUCUUUCCAAAUUAUGAGAGCAGCGUUGAGCGAGAUGAUAUCAGGGAACCUUUUAGCGAGGUAUCAAUGUUCAAGAAGAAUUAUGACCAUCUUCUGAGAGAUGUCUACUUUGGAAACUAUAAAGACGCCACUCGUGGAAAUCCAAACUAUUUCCUAACCUAUGGAAAUGGGAAAGCUGCUGCCCGUGUUCAGGACCAUCUUCGUCCCAAUGGUGCUCAUCGAUGGCACAACUACAGAAAGAGUCCAAAUGAGGUCAAACUAGAAGAAGCUGCCGUGCUGCACUACACUUAUCCCAGAUUUUCAGAUCUUACUUCAAGACGUGAUCGUUGUGGCUGUAAGCCCACUAAAGUGGAUGUCAAGAGAUGUUUCAUGCUGGAGUUUGACAGAGCUGCAUUUAUUAUUGCUUCAACCGCGAGUUCAGAGGAAAUGCUUCAAUGGUACAGAGAGCAUGUUGUGUGGACUGAUGAAAAAUUGAAGUUGAAACUCCUUAGGAAGGGAAUUCUGACCCGCAUUUAUGCUCCCAUGGUUAUAAUCCAAGAGCUAAGAGAAGCGGGUGUUUUUAGCUCUGUGGUAAUCGCAGCUCACAUGUCUCUCUCGAACAACCCUUCAACUGCUGAUUCAACAUCAGGCAUUACCCGAGAAUCAUCUGAGGCAACUGGUAGGAGGAGGGUGUUGGAGUUCCAUCUUGAUUUUUGACGAUGAAUCUCAAGCAUCAGCAGUACCACCUCAAUCGCCUCCAGACUUGGAAGCAACCCAGAUGGAACAUUAAUCUGAAAUCUGAAAAGUGUUUACAAAGAUUGGGAUUUUUAGAAUGAUUAAUGAACAGUUUUUGAACCUGAGCUCUGGUGUACAUUUAGGAAAGAUUUCGUUUAGGUUAUACACACAGAUGAUUCUACAGAUGAAGAGGAAUAUCAUAUAGCAGGCUAGUAUCAUAUGUACCAUGCAAAAUACUUGAUCAUGUUGAUGAUUCUAUAACUUCAAAUACAAUUUCAUUGCCUUCCUGAUCUGACUAC